GGAAUUUUUACUUUUAACUCAUUUUAAUACAAUCAGUAAUAAUGUAUUGCUACAUAUGAAUCCAUCCUUUGAGGAAACUGCGGUAAUUCAUUUUUGCGAAGCCAUGUAACCUCAUCGCUAGGAGAUGAAUUUGAUCGUUUGAAGUCGCAAUUUAUAAAAGUCACACCAAUCUCGUCUCCAUCAGCCGCCGCCUCCCUGCUUCUGCGGUAACUCGAACUAGGCGAUAGAAGACGCAGAGAGCGAGGGCUGCUGCGCCUAACAAAAUCCCGUCGUCCGAUUGUUGGAGAAGCGAUGGAGAAGGGAAAGAGCAGGGAAGUGACCGUCUCGGCUCUGCAGUUCGCCUGCACGGACGACGUCUCCACUAAUGUCGCCACCGCCGAGAGGUUGGUAAGAGCGGCUCAUUCAAAGGGUGCAAACAUCAUUCUUAUUCAGGAACUGUUUGAGGGAUAUUACUUCUGUCAAGCACAAAGUGAAGAACAUUUCCAGCGAUCUAAGCCAUAUAAAGAUCACCCUACAAUUAUGAGGAUGCAAAAACUUGCUAAAGAACUAGGUGUUGUGAUACCAGUUAGCUUCUUUGAAGAGGCCAACAAUGCCCAUUAUAAUACCAUAGCCAUAAUUGAUGCUGAUGGGACUGACCUUGGGAUCUACAGAAAGUCUCACAUUCCUGAUGGACCAGGCUACCAGGAGAAGUUUUACUUCAAUCCAGGAGAUACUGGCUUCAAGGUUUUCCAAACAAAGUUUGCAAAGAUUGGAGUAGCUAUAUGUUGGGAUCAGUGGUUCCCUGAGGCAGCCCGGGCCAUGGCUCUACAAGGUGCUGAGAUAUUGUUCUACCCCACCGCUAUUGGUUCUGAACCUCAAGAUGAUGGGCUUGAUUCUCGUGAUCACUGGAAGAGAGUGAUGCAAGGCCAUGCUGGAGCCAAUUUGGUGCCUCUAGUGGCAUCAAACCGCAUCGGGAAGGAAUUAAUACAGACUGAGCAUGGGAAAAGUGAGAUAACAUUUUACGGGAACUCAUUCAUAGCAGGGCCGACGGGAGAAAUAGUUGAAGCUGCUGAUGACAAAGAUGAAGCUGUUCUUGUAGCAAAGUUUGAUCUCGAUAAGAUCAAAACCAAGAGACAUAGUUGGGGAGUAUUUCGUGAUCGUCGUCCAGAUCUAUACAAGGUGCUUCUUACUUUAGAUGGAAGUAACCCAUCUCUGUAAUGUGGUGAUGCUUUUUCACUAUCUUAACUUUUUAUUUCAGAGGUAAUCCCUUAAGUUACAAGUGUGUAAUCCUAACAUGAAUUCGAGCUUCUGUGCAAGGCUCAAAAUGCAAAAACUUGGGCUGGUUGCAUAAGAUCCCCAAAUCUAUUCUAUGGUUUGCUGUAGACUAUCUACAAUAAAUAAAAGUUCCUAGUUUUAUUGGUAUCUGCAUGGUUUCACUGUUUCAGAAGGUUGGAACAUGAGUUUUUCGUGUAUGUUUUCUGGUUCACAACCAUCCGGUAGGUCAACCCUUGCUGGGGAGAUUACUCUGUCCACUGUAUUAUGUGUUAGCUAAAGCCAAAGUGAAGCAACGUCAUCCAGGCUGGACAAAUUGCAGCUUCAACCUCCCAUCUUCUCUGCAAGCAUGCAGAAACUCCUGGGUAGGGAUCCUCACUUCUUUCAGAACAAACCUGCCAUCCUCCCUGUAAGAUUUGAAGCAAACCCAAGGCUUGCCGGUCUUUCCUAUGCAGGAAAUGGGCGGAGGGAAAGAAACCCCUCUAUCACUAAAAGACCUCGAUAAUCUCCUGUGUUCCCCACCUCUACUCUGAUUCUCCAAACCUGAAUAAUGCUUUGCUAUGAUGCCUCUUCCUGUUGUUGUUGUUGUGGUUGUGGUUGUCGGUGGUGAUGCUGGUGUUCUCUUCUCAAUCCCCUCUUCUUCUUGUUCUUGAUGUUGCCAUCCUGUGGUCGAUGAUAUAUUAUCAUUGUUGUUCAGAUCCUCAACAUCAGCAGAGCUCUCAGAACCGAGCCCUUCCGUGCACAGCUGCAGGCUGUCACCGAGUUUGGAACCAGACAGAGGGUAUGGAUUCUUCAGGUUGCCUGAUGGGAAAGAGGUGUCCUUGAAAUGGAGCUCACCGAAUAGCUCGGUGAAGGAGGAAUGGUCAAUAGGAGGCUUGAGUUGGUUCCAGGAAGAAGAAAGGGUUUCAAGGAGAGAUGAUGAUGAUGACGGUGAUGGAGUCUUUUCAGGUAAUGGUUUGUCAAAGAUGUGUUGGAGACUCCCACAGGCAGCCAUGGCUUUGUUUUUUGGGGAGUUACGGUUGUGCUGAAUUUAUGGUUCUUGGUACUAGAAAUGGAGGAAAGUUUCUAUUUUUUGCUGGCAGGCAGGCUAAUGAUAGUUCUUGGAAGGGGGUGAGUGAGUGAAUGGCUUUACAGAAGGAGAGAAGUGAGGGGUGACACGUGAAGUAGGUGUGGAGAGGGAAGUUGGACAAAAUCAAAAGGGUGAUGCUAUUAACUAGGGAAGGGAAGAAUGGGAGGGAAAUAUAAGAACAAGAACAGAAGGGCCUUGUUUCUUUUUAUUUUUGGACAAAAGCAACUUGGUGAGAUAGUAGGACUAGAGUUUUUCAUGCACCUUCAUAUAAAUGCUUCUAUUUUUCUUGUGACUAAUGUUGAUUUUUGGAGGUAGGUUGGGGAUUUUUGGAGGUAGGUUGCAAGGCUUGAGGGAUCCUUAG
Molecule: messenger RNA, 2681 nt
Organism: Linum tenue
Lineage: Eukaryota; Viridiplantae; Streptophyta; Magnoliopsida; Malpighiales; Linaceae
Source: the annotation of a GenBank genome assembly